Macrosiphum euphorbiae (potato aphid) is the source of this 372-nucleotide messenger RNA. The record is from the annotation of a GenBank genome assembly. Lineage: Eukaryota; Metazoa; Arthropoda; Insecta; Hemiptera; Aphididae.
AUGACUGAGUGCAAAACUCUUGUUAAAUUCAUGAAAAGUUCAGGAAAGAACAGUGAAUUAUCCAUGGUUUUGGUUCAAGAGGUUGAAACAAAAUGGAAUACACGUUUACUUAUGUUACAGUCCGUCUAUAAAUCUUUACCUGAAAUAAUACAAAUUCAUGGUGAAUAUUUUGGUCGUAUUCAAAAUAUAAAUACCGAACUUCUAAAAAGUCUCAUUGAAUUUUUGAAGUUAUUUAAAAAUGCUUCUGAUGAACUCGAAGGGGACAAAAAUCCAACUAUACAGAAAGUGGUGUUAUAUAAAUGUCUAAUUGAAAAUCAUUUAUUAAAAUAUACCAACAUUGAAAAUAAUCUUUCAAUGAUGAUGUUGAAGUAA